Molecule: messenger RNA, 1128 nt
Organism: Echinococcus granulosus
Lineage: Eukaryota; Metazoa; Platyhelminthes; Cestoda; Cyclophyllidea; Taeniidae
Product: Fructose-1,6-bisphosphatase
Exons: 6
Coding region: 1-1128 (375 amino acids)
Biological process (GO): fructose 6-phosphate metabolic process; fructose 1,6-bisphosphate metabolic process; sucrose biosynthetic process
Cellular component (GO): cytosol; cytoplasm
Molecular function (GO): fructose 1,6-bisphosphate 1-phosphatase activity
Source: RefSeq, a predicted model, not a curated record
AUGACUCCAACACCUAAGAUCAUCACCAUCUCCGCAGGUUCUAAAACGCACUGUGUGGAGAAGAUUGCUUGCGGCCUGACUGAUUGCACCAUGACUUCCCACAAAAUCGACACCAACUGUAUGACUCUGACUCGAUUCAUUAUCAACGAGCAGAUGAAGUACCCCGCAGCCUCCGGCGAGUUGACGCAACUCAUGAAUGGAAUUCAAACGGCUGUGAAGGCGAUUUCAAAUGGUGUGAGGAAGGCGGGUAUCGCCGAACUCUAUGGCUUCACGGGGAGCUCAAACAUUCAAGGCGAAGAAGUGAAGAAGCUAGAUGUCAUUUCCAAUGAACUCUUCAUCAACAUGAUGAUUUCGUCCUACACUACCUGCAUGCUUAUCUCGGAGGAGAACGAAGAACCGAUUAUUGUGGAACCAACACACCAGGGAAAGUAUAUUGUGGCUUUCGAUCCGCUGGAUGGUUCAUCAAAUAUUGACUGCUUGGGUUCGGUGGGAUCAAUUUUUACAGUGUUUCGGAGAAAGCGCCAAGAUCAUAGUCGAGCGGACCUGAGUGAGGCACUGCAGAGCGGACGGAAUGCGGUGGCUGCAGGAUAUGCGAUCUAUGGGAGCUCGACGAUGAUUGUGCUGUCCUUGGGAUUGGGAGUGCAUGGAUUCACGCUGGAUCCGUCCUUGGGCGAGUUCAUUCUCACUUCACCGAAUAUUACGAUUCCCAAACGCGGCAAAAUUUACUCCAUUAACGAAGGCUACGCCUCCUGUUGGUUCAAAGGCAUAGCGAACUAUAUUCAUGAAAAGAAGUUCCCAAAGAAUGGUAAGCCCUAUGCGAGUCGGUACAUUGGAUCCAUGGUAGCCGAUGUUCAUCGAACCUUGCUCUACGGAGGUAUCUUUCUUUAUCCCGACCUAAGCACUGCUCCUGAAGGCAAGCUACGAUUACUCUAUGAGUGUAUUCCAAUGGCCUACAUAGUAGAACAAGCUGGUGGCAAGGCGAUGGCAAAGAAUGGUUUGAGCAUUUUGGACAUUAAACCAACUCGCAUUCAUCAACGGACUCCCAUCUACCUUGGCAGUUCAGAAGAUGUGGGCGAGGUUGUCCAAUUUCUUGCUGAAGCCGGAAAAGGUGACAACUGCGUGGCAUAA